Molecule: messenger RNA, 1305 nt
Organism: Ceraceosorus guamensis
Lineage: Eukaryota; Fungi; Basidiomycota; Exobasidiomycetes; Ceraceosorales; Ceraceosoraceae
Product: putative 2-oxoisovalerate dehydrogenase alpha subunit mitochondrial precursor
Exons: 5
Coding region: 1-1305 (434 amino acids)
Biological process (GO): branched-chain amino acid catabolic process
Molecular function (GO): oxidoreductase activity, acting on the aldehyde or oxo group of donors, disulfide as acceptor
Source: RefSeq, a predicted model, not a curated record
AUGACGACUACCGCUCAAUGCCGGAGCGCAAAGUCCACCUCUGCCAACAAGACUCACCUGCCUGGUCAUCCUACCUCUGCCUUUGUGCCAGAUUUGAAGGCUGCUUUCGUGGACGCAAAAGUUGGCGGCAUACCGACGUACAGGCUGACGGAUGGUCAUGGAAAGUUGAUAGAGGGGGUGCAGGAGGAUAGUCUGAAGCUCGGCAAAGAGGAAGCGGUGAGGAUGUAUCGGACAAUGUUGUUGCUGCCCACGCUGGACGUGAUCCUGUACGCCUCUCAAAGGCAAGGCCGCGUGUCCUUUUGGAUGACGAGCACAGGGGAGGAAGCAUCAAUAGUCGGAUCUGCUGCGGCUCUAUCAGACACCGAUGAGGUCUUUGCUCAGUACAGGGAAUUUGGAGUGCUCCUUUGGCGUGGGUACACGGUGGACAAUGUGAUGGAUCAGGUCUUUGGAACUUGCGACGAUCCAGGAAGAGCCAGACAAAUGCCUGUGCACUUUGGCUCAGCGAAGCAUCACUUUCAUACCAUCUCUUCUCCGCUCGCUACUCAAAUCCCUCAAGCUGCGGGUGCUGCGUACGCUCUCAAGCGCACGCCUGGGAGAGAAAAUGAUGUCGUGGUAUGCUACUUUGGUGAAGGUGCAGCCAGCGAAGGGGACGCGCAUGCGGGGAUGAACAUUGCGGCCACCCUCAGAUGUCCGGUGCUAUUCAUCGUGAGAAAUAAUGGCUUCGCCAUCUCCACACCCGCUGCGGAGCAGUACAUGGGCGACGGCAUCGCCUCUCGAGGUCCGGGCUACGGAAUGCCUGCCAUUCGAGUCGAUGGAAACGACGCUUUGGCGGUGCGAGCAGCAGUCAGCGAAGCGCGGACACGAGCCAUCAAGGAGCAGAGACCAAUGCUGAUAGAAUGCAUGACCUAUCGGGUCGGUCACCAUUCCACAAGCGAUGAUUCCAGCGCUUACCGCAGCGCAUCGGCCGUCGAAAAUUGGAAAAAGGUGGACAAUCCGCUGCAUCGGAUGGCUUCCUACCUCCGAGAUCGAGCCUGGUGGGAUGAUGCGAUGGAAGAGGAGACGAAAAAGGCAUUUAGGAACGAAGUGGUGCGCGCGAUGGGAGUUGCCGAGAAGAAGAAGAGGCCAAACUUGAGCUCCCUCUUUGAGGACACGUGGACCAAAGUGCCCCCAAUCCUGCAAGAUCAGCGAGCAGAGCUGGCGCGUCUAGUGGACCUGUACGGCAAGAGCGAAGAGUGGGCCAAGGAGCUGCCCAAAUACGAAGACGCCGGCAAGGACCUGGAGCAAUGGAAUCGCAAGAAGGCUUAG